Messenger RNA from Schistosoma margrebowiei, 1496 nucleotides. Lineage: Eukaryota; Metazoa; Platyhelminthes; Trematoda; Strigeidida; Schistosomatidae. The record is from the annotation of a GenBank genome assembly.
CUACGAUUGACAGGAGUGUGAAAUCAAUUUUACAUUGCUUCCAAAUAGUGGAUGUGUUUGGAUUGUUCAGUGUUGUCAUUCCUAUCUAGUUCUCUCGUCUUCCUCAAAACAACUGAGAAAGCUGUACAGUGGUUUGAAUCUGUUGUUUAAUGGAAAAUCGUCAACCUUGAAAAUACGGUUGUAACUGUUUCGCUAUGCGAUCCCAUAUAAGCUAAUUAUUUCACACUUAAUUAUUCAGCAACCAUUGCUUGUAGGUACCGUAUGCUUAUGUAACUAGUACUCAAUUUUGUAAUUGGCAUUUUUCUCCUUCAGAAUUAGUUAAUAUUCGUUCAGAUUGUAAUACAACUGCUCUUAAACGAUUACAAUCAAUUAAAGAAGUAGAAAUUAAAAAUACUAAUGAAAAUGUAAACAAUACAUUAACUGUUGUUGGAUUAGAUCCUGAUCAAGAAUUCAAAAUUGUUAAACAUUAUGUAUAUUUAAUGAAAAUUUUAUUUGAUAAAUUUACACCUCCGUUACCAAAUGAAGUAUAUGGUUUUGCUGCAACCUAUUUUAAACGUUUUUAUCUUAAUCAUUCUGUAAUGGACUUUUAUCCACGUGAUAUAAUGUUAACAUGCUUGUACGUUGCUUGUAAAGCUGCAGAUUUCCCAAUUGGUCUUCAGACUUUCAUUUCGCAUAUCCCUAGAAAUCAAGAGCGAUAUAGUUAUCUGGUUCUCAAUUCUGAACUUUUUUUGAUGGAAUCACUGGGUUAUGAUCUGUGGGUGUAUACACCGUAUCAAGCAUUAACUGGAUUUGUUAUCGACUUAGUAGCAUAUCAGAGACGAAUUUGUGGUGCACGUUCUGAUUCCUAUCUUCUAGAGAAUCGAUCCGAUGCUCAGCUCGUUGAUGAGUUAUGUAAGGACGGUGUAAAUUUGAUAAAUUUAUGGUAUCAAACUGACUUGUGCCUCACAGCUCAUCCAAGUCAGUUCGCUCUUGCUGUCCUAGUGGAACUUGGACAUACUCGGCCUCAGUUGGAUGUAGAAGUUUUCGUCAGAGAUGAACUAUGUGGUUGUGACCCAGUACAGAAGUUUAAACAACAUUCGGAAGAGGAUGAUGGUGACGAAGGAGACAUAAAACCCAAGAAGGAUACCAAAUGUGACCCUGACACUCGUUGGCAGGAACUGUCUAGUCGUUUAGAUUUUAUCCGUCAAACAGUCGAUGAGUUUCAGUUUAUUACUGAGUUAGGACCUGUUGGUGAGGAAGAGGUAAUUCUAGAUGAAUGUCGAAAUCCUCUGUAUAAUAUUGAAUCUGACGAGUAUGCACAAGCUAAGUCAAAGGCGGAUAGCCUAAUGGCUACGCUUGAAUAAUAGUAAUAGUCGUACCUGUACUGUAUAUAUGCCAUGUAUAAUUCACAUUUACUUUUCUAUUUUGGAAAUUGUGUGUAAUUACAGGUUGUAUUCACUAGUUUAUCUUUUGUCCUGAAUAUCUAUUUCUUAUAAAAUCUACCUCUCGUAAACUCA